This is a messenger RNA of Equus caballus (horse), 1779 nucleotides long. It is a transcript of the gene TUBB3, whose product is annotated as tubulin beta 3 class III. The record is from RefSeq and is a predicted model, not a curated record. Gene Ontology annotation, molecular function: GTPase activity; structural constituent of cytoskeleton; GTP binding. Gene Ontology annotation, cellular component: microtubule; cytoplasm. NCBI's taxonomy places the organism in Eukaryota, Metazoa, Chordata, Mammalia, Perissodactyla, Equidae. Gene Ontology annotation, biological process: axon guidance; microtubule cytoskeleton organization; mitotic cell cycle.
GCCUAUAAGAGCCGGCGGCUGGGGCAGCCGACCCUCCGCAGCCAGCCUCGGCCCGUCCGCGCGCUACCCGCAGCCGCCAGCCACCCGCACCGAGCAUGAGGGAGAUCGUGCACAUCCAGGCCGGCCAGUGCGGCAACCAGAUCGGGGCCAAGUUCUGGGAGGUCAUCAGCGAUGAGCACGGCAUAGACCCCAGUGGCAACUAUGUGGGGGACUCGGACCUGCAGCUGGAGCGCAUCAGCGUCUACUACAACGAGGCCUCUUCUCACAAGUAUGUGCCCCGGGCCAUCCUGGUGGACCUGGAGCCUGGAACCAUGGACAGCGUCCGGUCUGGGGCCUUUGGGCACCUCUUCAGGCCUGACAACUUCAUCUUCGGUCAGAGUGGGGCCGGCAACAACUGGGCCAAGGGCCACUACACGGAGGGUGCCGAGCUGGUGGACUCGGUCCUGGACGUGGUGCGGAAGGAGUGUGAGAACUGCGACUGUCUGCAGGGCUUCCAGCUGACCCACUCUCUGGGCGGGGGCACGGGAUCCGGGAUGGGCACACUGCUCAUCAGCAAGGUGCGCGAGGAGUACCCUGACCGCAUCAUGAACACCUUCAGUGUGGUGCCCUCACCCAAGGUGUCGGACACAGUGGUGGAGCCCUACAACGCCACGCUGUCCAUCCACCAGCUGGUGGAGAACACGGACGAGACCUACUGCAUCGACAACGAGGCCCUCUACGACAUCUGCUUCCGCACGCUCAAGCUGGCCACGCCCACCUACGGGGACCUCAACCACCUGGUGUCGGCCACCAUGAGUGGUGUCACCACUUCCCUCCGCUUCCCCGGCCAGCUCAAUGCCGACCUCCGCAAGCUGGCCGUGAACAUGGUGCCCUUCCCCCGCCUGCACUUCUUCAUGCCCGGCUUCGCCCCACUCACUGCCCGGGGCAGCCAGCAGUACCGGGCCCUGACGGUGCCUGAGCUCACCCAGCAGAUGUUUGAUGCCAAGAACAUGAUGGCUGCCUGCGACCCCCGCCAUGGCCGCUACCUGACCGUGGCCACCGUCUUCCGCGGCCGCAUGUCCAUGAAGGAGGUGGAUGAGCAGAUGCUGGCCAUCCAGAGCAAGAACAGCAGCUACUUCGUGGAGUGGAUCCCCAACAACGUGAAGGUGGCCGUGUGCGACAUCCCGCCCCGUGGGCUCAAGAUGUCCUCCACCUUCAUCGGCAACAGCACGGCCAUCCAGGAGCUGUUCAAGCGCAUCUCGGAGCAGUUCACGGCCAUGUUCCGGCGCAAGGCCUUCCUGCACUGGUACACGGGCGAGGGCAUGGACGAGAUGGAGUUCACUGAGGCCGAGAGCAACAUGAACGACCUGGUGUCCGAGUACCAGCAGUACCAGGACGCCACGGCUGAGGAGGAGGGCGAGAUGUACGAAGAUGAUGAAGAGGAAUCCGAGGCCCAGGGCCCCAAGUGAAGCAGCUGGAGGGGUGUGGCCAGGGCCAAGAGGUCUGUCCCCCAGAGCCAUGUAGCCACUGACACCGCCCCCCGCCUUGCCCCCACCAGCUCCAGUCACAUCAGUCUGGGCUCCCGAGUGUUUGUUCUCUGGUUGUUAGGGCAUCCCCACCCGAUGUGAGUCUACCCAGCUCUGUCUUCCUAUCAUAGGUCAUCUCUGUUUUUGUGUCUCUCAUUUGUCUCUCUGCUUUAUCGUCCAUUCCAGGCCUGAUGUUUUGUGGUUUGUUUUGUUUUUUUACUCGUUUGUGUUUAUAUUUUGGGGGGAUACUUAAUAAAUUUAUUGCUGUCAGAUA